AUGGCGGGCGGCGUCUGCGCGGCGCUGCGCUGGGCUCCCUCCGAGGCGAACCCGGCCGACCUGCCGUCGCGCCGCGACCUUCGGAUUGGGGCUCGGCCCCUGUGGGGUGCCGCCGCCAGUCUGGUCGUCGCGCAGGGGCCCGGCCCCGCGCGCGGCGGCGGCGCGGGCCAAGGCGCGGCUGGGGACGCCGCUGGCGCCGCUGGCGCCCGCCUCUCAGGCGGAGCGUCGGCGCCCCCCAGCGCGCGCGGCGACUGGCCGCGGCGCGAAGGCGCGGGGGCGGCGGCCAGGCGCGCUGGGUGGGCCGCGGCGCGGGCGCCCGAGGCGGCAGCCCUGCGGGCCUCAGCAGGCCGCGUGCUGAGGGCUCUCUCGGUUGCCGAGGCCAUGAGGGCCAAGUACUUGUGCCUGUGGGAGGAGUUCUCGGGCUGGCUGGCGACCGCGACCGCGCCGCCGCGGGCCGAGACGGCCGACGACCUGCUGGGAGCCGACAUGCUAGCCGCGCUCAAGUUCAUGGCCCUGCGGGCUUGGCGGGGGCGGGUGCCCGCCCGCGCCGGGCCGCCGCUACCGUGGGAGAUUGCGGCGCUGAUCGCGGCGAGGCUGGUGGACAUCGGCCAGCUGCGUGCCUCGAUCUACGUGUUGGUGACCUUCGUGGGCUAUCUCGGGCUGUCGGAGGCCCUCGGAGCGUCGCGGGCGCACCCGAUCCCCCCGACGCCCGGAUGGUCGCUGGCGCCCCAUCCGCGCGAGCUGGCGGUGCCAGGCAAGACGCAGGUCUACGACGAGAUCUCUCGUUCGACGCGCCGUUCUACGGCGAGCGCCCCGUUCAAGCGGGCGGCGGAGGGCGUCGGCGUCGCGACUCCGACGCCGCAGUUGUUCCAGCUCAGGCACUCAGGGCCGUCGGUGGAGCUGGCCAUGAAGUUGCGAGCGCUUGCCGGCGUCAAGCUGCGCGGCCGCUGGGGGACAGACGCGUCGGUCGCCCGGUACUUGAACCAGGGCGCGUCAGCGAGCAAUGGCAGAGGCGCGCUGGCCGCCGCGCUGCGCCAGGAGAGCUUAUUCGUCAUCGAGUGGGGCGUCGCCCGGGGCCCCGAGUGGGACCUGACCGCCCCGCGGGUGGCGCGGCGGCUGCGCGGCUGGCUGGAUGCAGUUCCGAUCUUGGGCUUGCAUUUUGGCAUCCCCUGCCAGACGUGGACCAGGAUCAGGGGCGCCGGGCCUUCGCGCGCGCCCGGCGAACCGGGCUCCUGGCCCAGCGCACUGAGGUCCGACAGCGAGAUCUGGGUGUUGGCGGCAGUGACGCACCCUCUGGACAGAGCUCAGUUUACGCUGGCGAACAUGCUUGUCAGAAGUUGUGAGAACCUCUGGAACAGUUGUAGGCGCCUGCAGAUACCUUUCACAGGUAGGAACGGGGCGGAGGGCGGGUUAAUGUGGACUUGUAUCACACUGCCCCCGACGCCGUUGUCGAUAGAUCAUGGGUGCCACAUCGCCGCGAGGGCAUUCGCAGCCAGCCCCCUGGACACUACUGCGAAGCUGUACGAGGAUCUCGUCAGCGAGUCUGUGAAGGAGUACCAGGCCAACCAGUCGGCCGUCAACGGUGACCUCGACGCUGAGCUGGCGGCCAAUAAGGUGGUCCUCUUCAUGGAGGGCACCCCGGACGGACCGAAGUCAGAGCCGGAGGGACGGGGAAGGCGAGCGAACAUGGGAGUUUACUCCGCUCGCGUGUUUGUUACUCUCUGGAGCCUUGCAAGCACGUUUCUUACACUCAGUUGUUUCCACGGGUGGAUCCAUCUGUGCCUGCAUGCAAAUUUGCGAUGUGUAUUUGCGCCUUGCGGAUGGACGUGGCUCUUGCAAAGAGAGCGCAAUGUAUUGUGA
Prorocentrum cordatum is the source of this 1860-nucleotide messenger RNA. Lineage: Eukaryota; Dinophyceae; Prorocentrales; Prorocentraceae. The record is from the annotation of a GenBank genome assembly.